AUGGCGAUGGAUGCUGGCACGAUUGCUGCUGUUGUGGCUCUGGUGGUCUCAAUCUUGGCCAUGUUCGUGGCAUGCGCGCAAGCUAUUCAACAGUAUGUCAUCACCGGCCAGCUGAUUCGCAUCUGCGAUGGCGUGGUCUAUGGCAAGAUGCCUGGGCAGGGAAGGCGAGUGUGGGAAUUCUCUCAGUUUCGCUUUCGAGUGGUCUACUCCAUGCCACAAGUUGGCCUCAGGCCGAGCCUAUGGUUUGACAUUCUCCCGCAACAUCACUCAGAUUCCAAGGGCCAUCUACCGCUUCCAGAUCUGCGGCACACAGCCCACAGGCAAGGCAGUAAUAGUUUCUCUUAUGCUUUUGGUCAUGUGCCACGUCGACAGAUGCGCUCCGAGUACUCUGCCACCCCAGGAGAAGCUUCAUGGGUAUCAUUCUGUCGAGUGGCGCAGCAUGCAAGCGAGAGUGACCUUUUCUACGACCUGAUCGAUUCCGACGCCGACCGCUGUCCUUCGGAUCUUCCAGCUGUUCCCAUGCAAGUUUCGUUGCGAGAUAUUGCUGUCAUUGCCAUCAUGGCCGGCAUGAGGUGCACAUACGCCUCGUUUGAGAAAAAGUCGUUAUCCAUGACUGGUGCAGUAGGGACAAUCACAUCGUCCUGGCAUCCAAUACUAGGCGCCACUAUCCAUUUCGCACCACGCAAUUACAGCGCAUUGUCCGACAGUGACGCUCGAAUGGACGAGGUCCUGGGUCUUCGAAUCGGCAGCGGCAGUAUCAGCUCUAAGUGGAUGGCGCGAAUGGCGGACGUUAUCAUCGUGGCUGGCCGCCACUAUGAUGCGCAUGAUAGGUUGUCGUACGAAGAGUUUGAAGGUCAUACUUGGGUCACGCUAUCCAGAAGUCGUGCUAUGGUCAAAGCCUCGACGUACAGUCCGUUGCGGCAGACCCAUUCUCCAGUGCGCACAUUCCGAUUGCGGUCGAUAUCCCCCAUCCGUGGUUCUCGGUCUCGGGGACGGAGCAGAGCUUCAACACGGUCCAGGUCCCUUCAAAGUGUUGUUUCCAGGACUGAUGGGCCGAUCGUUCUAAGACCCGUAGCAACGACGGAGAUAGCAGAGGGGUUCACGGAAGUUGGCAUUCGGCCAAGCAAGAAUGACGGCGACUGGGCAUUUGAGUCUGAAAUCAGUGCAUCGACCUCCGACUCUGGCGGUAUCACUCAGCGCGAAAACGUACCCCAACAUCUUUAUCAGAAGCAAGAAAACACUGCGCCACCAAGAGAUUCCAGUCAUAAGCGUGCCAUGGCUUACUUGCGCACACCUUUCCGUUCUAUACAUGCCAUGAUGUCGAGACACAAUCCUACAGCCGAUUUAGAAAACGAUGGUAUGACCGGGAUUUCAAUGAUGACCACUGCGCAAGCCCAAAGGACGGGCAACCUGCAACCUGUUAAGCAUGAACGACGCAGAUCAACGAGUGUUCCCACAAAGCCCGAGCCGCAACAAAGCAGAGCAGAUCAUAGCGGUGGUCGCUAUCAGCCGCCCAGGCUUGUGCGUCGAGGGCUAGAUGGUCAGGUGUUACAAGAUUACAUAGCUGAGAAAAGGCAGCACCCCGGUGAUACCGUCUUUACCGUGAACGGGAGACUGUUGCUGACUUGGCGAUCCGAUGCUGAUUCAAGCUCUGACCUUCUUGGCCAAUUCGGGGAGGCAGAGGGCUGGGUACGAUCAGCAAACCAAUUGCACCAGGAUCGCGUGCUCUUUGCGAUCCAAAAAUGGCGGACCAUGGUCGAAAAAAGGCGACAGCUUCGCGAAGAACCGAGUGGGCAGGACGAUUGGGAGGUGGAAAGUCUGGAGACCUAUCGUUCAUCACCGGUGCCAUCAAGCAGGGCGACCACUCCGGCAUCAAGAAGGGACUCACGUUCAGGGUCGAGGGAAAGAAGGACCGGACAGAGCAAUGGCGCCUUGACCCCAGGGCAAAAUCUCGGGCCAGAAGCAAGAGGUCGAGUCAGAACGCCAAAAGGGGUGGCAGAGUCGAGAUAUCAAUCUCCAAGUCCGCUUUCUGCCCGUCGCUUUCGACGUCGCAACAGCGAUGGCGGAUCUUUACCUGAUCAAGUUCGUCGUGUUGCUUACGGCGAUGAACCCAUCGAUCCCAUAGAGGACGUGGACGGAACAGGGCCAUCAGAAGGGAAGUCUGAAAACAAGGGUGGGACGCCGACUCGGGUUGUGGAGAAUCAGAACGAUCCAAAAGACGGCGAAGAGGCUACAGAUCCCAAACGUCCACGUUCGACUUCGAAGAAUCAACAGCUGCGAAAACCUAGGAGGGUGCAGAUCAUCCUACCAGAGCACGCAAAUGACCCUGAACCUGAAAUUGCCAGUAUUACGACCGCCAGUAAUGCGAGUGAACGAGAGAGUUCUACGGAGAGAACCCGGCCAGGUGUGGGGCCGUUGAAGAGAGGUGAUAUCCAAGACGGAGAACAACCAAGAGUCGCGGGCAAUGUUGAGACGCGCCGCGUAAGUGAUGAAGCGCAGUUAGGCAAAGAGAACAUACCGCCAACUCCCGCACCAGCCAAGCCCAUACUCAAGCCACCCACACGACAUUUUCCUGAAGACGAGAAUCCUAUCCGAGAAGGAGUUGCGCCGUUGAGACAUCCCAUUGAGGAGGGGAUUCCGGCCGGUGCACGAUGGACCAAGAUCAACCGCCGUCUUGUGAACCCGGAGGCAUUGGAGAAAGGUCAUGAAAGAUUCGAGGAACGGGAUGACUAUGUCGUUGUCUUGCGGGUGCUUUCAAGACAAGAGAUCAUCAAGUAUGCCGAGUUGACCAGAGAGAUCAGGGAAGCGCGAGAGCAGCAACGGGAUGCAGACAAGAUGACCGAGUCUCCCGCUUCCAUGUCCGACAGCGAGGAUGACCAUAACGACAACCAAGCCACAAAUGAACCUAAAGAUGCAGCAGCUCAGCAAGGACGUAGAACGUCCCCAUCCUCCAGUCGUUUGUCUCACAGUCCCGAGACCAAUUCUGCAACCCCGGCCGUCUCGAUACCACCGACUCCGAUCUCUGACAGAAACAGCUUCUCUUCCCAGACAGGGCCGCGUCGCCGUCGCGCAUCUACACAAUCUGAUAUCUCUGUUGGGGAGAGUCUGGAGAGCGAGAGUCAGGACCUGCGGAGAACCAGAUCACGAAGCACGGGUCGACGAUCGAUAUUCGGCGAUGAAUCGGGGACAGGGUUUGACACGAAGCCGGGAGCGGAGGAGAGGCCUUCACAGGGCUUGGUCGAUUGGUUCUGGUUAUCCCAAGCAGACGUCCUCCCUGGGUAUUGUGCCACUCCCUGGCAAGGCAACUUCUCGGAGUCGACAUGUUUCGGAGCGAUCAUGACCAUGUUAGUGGCGCUCGAAUACUACUACGCGGACGAGUCAACCUUACUGUAUGUGGAGAAGCAAGCACACUGCGAAGAAUGGAUUCGUCAAGGAAGAAGCACGUAUCCCAGCUACGCUAUCAAUGCCAUGGGCGGCGUGGUGGUUUCGCGAAAGUAUCCGCGGGUGAAAUUUGAAUGUCUGUCGGCCAAGAUCCCUCCAAUCGAGCUAUUGGACUCGUACCGAUACCAAGUCAACCGGUCCGGAUUUGAAGGGUCUUCCAGGAGUGUUGUUGAGAGGCUGGGCGAGCUCAUGUGUCUUGAUUCCUGGCUGUCGAUCUGCGGCCGGCUGCCUGAGAUCUACGAUGGCGGCAACGACCUGCUACGAAGCACGCCAGCGCUGGUGCAGAAGAUCAUGACCGACUUUGACUUCGAGUUCUCCCGCUUGAAACGCACGCCGGCAGAGGGAGGCCUGCAGCUCAUCAAGGAGAUGGCCGAGUCGAUUGUCCACACACUGGAGAAAGAGUCUCUGUCAGAGGCGGAACAGCUCUUUGCGGUUGUGGCAAUCCUGAGAACGGCCAAGAUGGCCCUGUGUGUUAUCUAUGGGCCUGGCACGGCUCAGUUGAGAGACAUCCUGGUGAACGAUGUCCAGGUCUAUCUCGUAUAA
This is a messenger RNA of Fonsecaea multimorphosa CBS 102226, 3984 nucleotides long. RefSeq lists its product as uncharacterized. The record is from RefSeq and is a predicted model, not a curated record. The transcript has a single exon. Lineage: Eukaryota; Fungi; Ascomycota; Eurotiomycetes; Chaetothyriales; Herpotrichiellaceae. Bases 1 to 3984 code for a protein of 1327 amino acids.